Messenger RNA from Pediculus humanus corporis (human body louse), 1350 nucleotides. RefSeq names its product carbonic anhydrase 6 precursor, putative. Lineage: Eukaryota; Metazoa; Arthropoda; Insecta; Psocodea; Pediculidae. The record is from RefSeq and is a predicted model, not a curated record. Gene Ontology annotation, molecular function: translation initiation factor activity; mRNA binding. Gene Ontology annotation, biological process: translation reinitiation; formation of translation preinitiation complex. The transcript has 9 exons. The coding region runs from base 1 to 1350 and encodes 449 amino acids.
AUGAUAAAUACGUUUAAAAAUUAUUAUUAUUAUUGCUAUUAUCAAUUCGAUUAUUGUAUUUAUUUACAUGCGGACAGUUGGGGUGGAAUAUGUAAAAUCGGUGACAAACAAUCACCGAUAAAUAUAAAAUUAGGAGAAAUACAAUCAAGAUUUUUACCUGAAAUAUGUCACCAUGAUGAGUACGAAAUAAAACAAAAAUUUAUGAUAAAAAAUACUGGGCAUACUGUACAGUUAGCACUUCAAAACAAAUCAGCAAAACCGUUUAUACAUUUAGGAUAUGGAGGAAAAUAUGUAUUUGAACAAUUACAUUUUCAUUGGGAUGCCGAACAUGAAUUCGAUGGUAAAAGGGCGGAUUUAGAAAUGCACAUGGUUCAUUAUAAUAAAAAAUAUAAUAGUUUUUCAAAAGCAUUAACCGAACCGGAUGGCUUAGCUGUAUUGGCUGUAUUUUUUGACCGAACGGAAUCGAAAAAACCAAUUAAAAAUUUUUUCAAUUCCAUAACGGAUUCAUUACAAUAUUUAGAAAAACCAAAUGAAUACGUACCACUUGAUAAAGAAUCAAAAUCAAAAAAUUUAUAUGCAUUAACCGAUUUUUUACCUGACGAUGUAUCGUCAUAUAUAAUAUAUAACGGCUCGUUGACGACUCCGCCAUGUCAUGAAAAUGUUCAAUGGGUAAUUUUUUUAAAUCGUUAUUACGUUUCCGAUUCGACGCUUAAAAGUUUAAGAACUACAAAAGGCGAAGAUGGUAAUAAUAUAGAAAGUAAUUACAGACCGGUGCAAAAAUUAAACGGUAGAAAUGUUUUUCACCGCCUUUCCGAAAAGAAUGGAUUUCCAUUAGGACCUUUACCCGGAGUUGUGUAUCCUGUUAAUGUUGUCUAUUGCGGAAAUUGCACAUUACCUAUUGAGUACUGCGAGUAUUAUCCAGAGUAUGAAAAAUGUAAACAGUGGUUAGAGAAAAAUUUGCCAAACGAAUUUGAAAAAGUAGUCAAAGUUGGAGAUAAAGAAGAAGAAGGAGGAGGAGAAGAAGAGAAAAAAAGACAGAAAAGAGGGGGUAAGGGUAUUGUUAAACCUAAGAAAAAAGAAGAAGUCAAUAAAAAAAUCUGCGUGUCAAGAGCUCCAAGGGGAAAGAAAAAAUCUGUUACAGUUGUCGUAGGUCUAAGUACAUUUGAUAUUGAUCUUAAAGUUGCAUCGAAAUUUUUUGGUACAAAAUUUGCUUGUGGAUCCUCCGUGACUGGUGAUGAUGAAAUAGUUAUUCAGGGAGAUGUUAAAGAUGAUUUAUUCGAUGUUAUCCCAGAAAAAUGGCCAGAGAUUGAUGUAGAUUUUAUAGAAGAUCUUGGCGAUUUAAAAAGAUAA